Entamoeba dispar SAW760 is the source of this 1461-nucleotide messenger RNA. RefSeq lists its product as uncharacterized. Gene Ontology annotation, biological process: positive regulation of autophagy; negative regulation of TORC1 signaling; cellular response to amino acid starvation. The coding region runs from base 1 to 1461 and encodes 486 amino acids. The transcript has 2 exons. Gene Ontology annotation, cellular component: GATOR1 complex. The record is from RefSeq and is a predicted model, not a curated record. NCBI's taxonomy places the organism in Eukaryota, Evosea, Mastigamoebida, Endamoebidae.
AUGAAAAUAUUAAGAAGUAUUGUUGUAUCGGUAAGAAGUUGUAUUGAAGGAUCACGAGUUUUGUUUUGUUAUAACUCAGAAAAUGAACCAUUUAAUAAAUUUACUUUAGCUGGAAAUUUAGAACAAUCAGCAUUAGACCCUAGAAAUGUCAAAUAUUAUCAUGAGGCUGAAGCCUCUAUAGUUGAUUUCGGAUCAUUAUUAGUUCCAAGAAGAAUGAAAGAAGGUCCAUUUAUUUUUUCUGUUGAUAGACAUACAUUAGUUGGAUAUUUAAAAGAGUUUCCAGAAGAUGAUGAUGAGAAUGAAUUUACUUUAAUAAAUGUCGUUUUCUUUCUUCAAAAAGACUUUUAUGUUCCAGCAGUUAUUGAUGGAUUUGUUACAGCAUCAAGAACAAUAUCAAAUAGUUUAAUUUUUGAAGAAACAAGAAAUAGAUAUGUAUCUAAAGAAGUAAGAAAAAUAUUUAAUGUUCGUGAAAAGUUCUGUAGAGAGAAUUCUAAAAGAGAAACACCAUUGACAUAUAAGGAUUUAAUAUCAGAAAUCAUUUUAAAGUCUAAUCUUGCUGCAUCAAUACAAGACAUAUUCAUUAAUUUAAAAACUAAAGGUGUUGCUCAUUCAAAAAUAAAUAGUAAAUAUCUCUUACCUAUUUCAUUAAACGAUUAUGAAAAUAUUUUCUCAGAACAACUUCAACCAUAUCAUGCUUUAUUUUUAUUUAAAAAUCCAGAAGAAUGGAUUAAUAAUUUGGUUGAAAGCGAUGAACUCAUUUUACUCACUGAACAAUUUACACAUAUUCGUAGUAAAGAAUUUAUUAAUCAAGUUAAAACAAUUCUUCAAACAGCAACACCAAUGAAUAGUUUCCAAUAUCUCUCUAUGAUAACGAGUAUACCACUUGAAACUGUGUAUCAUAUUGCACGUUAUUUAGUAUAUUGGGGAAAAGCUAAAAUUAUUGAAGCAAUUCAAUUAGAUGAUAUUUAUGUAAUGUCCAAAAUACGUUCUCCAUUAUUAAAUGCAAAAGGAUCAUCAUAUACUUCAUCUAAAAUGAAUUACCAAACAGUAGAAAUAAGACCAUCUGUAUUAUUUACUAAAUAUGAAGAAGAAUGUCCAUGGAAAGAUAUAGGUAAAUUAUUAUCUUAUUUUGAAGAAAAGAAAUCAUUAGACAAUAUAAUUGAAAAUAUUCCUGAAGGUGAAUACGACGCAUUUACAGACUCUGUUGCAUGGCUUAUUUCAUUUGGAAUUUUAAAUCGCAUUAAAACUUAUAUUCUGUGUAUAGCACCUUCUUUUAUUGAAGAAAUAAAAAACAAAUUACAACCAACAUUAAUAGAACAAAAUCUUAUUAAAAUUUCUAAAUAUUUGACAGGACGUGUUGAUUUAAAAGAAAUGGGGAUUAAGGCGAAUGUAUCAAGGGAAGAUAUAGAACAAAUAAUGACCACAUAUCCAAAUCAACUUAUUUAUUUAUGUUAUGAAUAA